AUGGCCCUAUCCCUAAGCCUCAACUGGUCGCCACCUGCAUCCACCACGUUAUUCGACGAAGAGACGUCGGCCGCUGCUGCGGCCAAGGGGCGAGCCUCAUCCGACACCGCCAGACCCGCUUCCCGAUCCGAUCAGCCGCCUCGGUCAACAGAAAACAAGAGUCAGGCGCGCGGCGGUCCCAAGACGUUUGCGCAGGCUCCGCUUCGAACAGCUUCGCCUGUCGGGUCACCGCUCCAGGAGAACGCCGCUCCGCCCCAGCCAUCAGGCCCGAACGGCGCUCUGCGCUUUCCACAGGCGUCCAGCGACCAGCGACCCCAAGGACCCGCGCUGCAUUCGCAGGCACCCAGCUGGCCCAUGUUUGGCAAUCAGUUCCAGCAGCAGCCCUUUGGGCAGUCGACUCCGGGCUACUUUGCCCAGAUGCCGCCGCAGCAGAACCAGUUUGCGUGGGCCCAGUACCAGCAGAUGCUGCAGGCGCAGGCGCAGCAGUUCUACCACCAGCAGGCCGCCUCGAGCGAGAUUUCGGCGACGUCGGACCACCGACGGCGCACCUCGUCUGUGCCGCAGAGGCCUCCCCACAUCACCUACAACGACACGUUCCGACAGCAGCAGCAGCAGCAGCAGCAGCAGCAGCCGCAUCCCUCGCCUCAGGCAUACCCCGGUGUGGCGUUCGCGGGCGGCCCGCAGCAGAUGCAGAUGCGAGCGUACUCGGGCAACUCGGUCACGAGUCCGGCCCAUGGCGGCGGCGCGGGCGGCAUCCCUAGCGGCCAGCACGUCCCCUCGCAUUCGACCUCGUCUUCCAUCUCGUCGUCGGGCGGCUUCCACCCGUACCGCAGGACGCCACAGCAGCGAGGAAACUCGGAUGCCGGCGCACCCCCCAACUCGAUCCAGUUUGGUCAGCUGCCGCCGUCCGGUGCCGGAUCAAUGACGUUUGGCUCGACGGGCAGUGCCGGCGGCGGACCUCCGCGCGGCCGCACCACGAGCACCAACUCGGUUGGAUCGGCGCGCGAUGCUGGCCUGCCGUCCUCGCCAAUCCACGCGCCCGAGCGCAAGCGCGGCCUGUCGACGUCGGCGUCGCCCCACGCUGGAGCCACCGCGCCCAGUGGCAACGCGCGACCCGCCGUGGCCCUCCAGUCAAACUCUGCGCAAGCUGGCCUUGCUCACCUUCGAGGCGCCCCUCCGCGGUCCAACAGUCAGAGCAGCCUGGCGUCCGACCGUUCGGGCCGGCAUGCGGCUUCGGGAAGCGACAUCAGCGCCAAGUCGACCGGCGCGGCGCAGCACGGUCGCAACGAGUCGACCUCUUCGACCAUCUCGGCCGGCGGCAGCGGCGGCCGCGGCCUGGCUGCGAACACUGCGGCCGCUGCGGCGGCCAAGCGACCUUCGCCGCUCUCGAGGCAGAGCGCCCAGCCUACCGGCGACGAUGACGACGACGGACGCGCCCCGAAAAAGACGGGCUUGUCGGGUAAGCUGCGCAAGGCGCUGUCCUUUUCCAACAUGGCCGAGAUGCAGCAGGCGGCCGAGUCGCAGCGUACGGGUCCGGGCCGGGCGCCCUUCGGUCCGGUCGCCGGCGGCCACCCGAACUCGUCGGGCGAUACCAACGGCUCCACCGGCUCGACGCGCUCCACGUCGCCGCCGCGUACGCCCGACAACGGCGCCAACCCAGCGUCGUCGGCCGCCUCGAUCAGCUCGCGGCGGAGCGCCCGCCCGCCGCUCUCGAGCGCCAAUGACGGCAAGCGCAGCAUCUUCAACCGCAAAUUCAACUCGUCGACCGACAACAUCUCGAUCUCGUCAACGGUGUCGAGCGCAUCGGUGAUGCUGCGCAAGGUGGGCAACCUGGGCAAGCUGGCGCGCCGCCACAGCCUCAUGGGCCUCACCAACAUGUUCAACAAGGACAAGGAGCGCGAGGGCCGCGAGGGCUUCCACAACGACAGCUUCGGCACGCUGCCGCCGGCCGCCGCGGCCGACGACUCGGCCAUCGGAUCGGCGACGGGCGCCAAGGCCAAGAAGGGCAAGAGCAAGAAGGCGAGCCCGGCGACGGCCUCGAUCACGCACGCCACCGUCGAGCUCGAGAGCUCGCGUGGGUCCGAGAACGGCAUGACGCCAGCGGCGUCGUACGUGCGGCAGCACCAGCUGCAGAUGCAGCAGCAGGCCGAGCUCGAGGCAAGAGUGGCGCGCGAGCGGGCCGAGGCCGAGGCACGGGCCAACCGAACCGCCGAGGCCAGCGCCGCCUCCAACACGCGCCAGAAGAUGAUCGAGGAGGAGAAGCAGAAGAUGAAGAGCAAGCGCGGCUGGCGCAAAAAGUUUGGCGGCAGCAGCGGCUCCAUCAGCUCGAACGCACCCACCGGCCUCGAGACGACCUACGCCGACGCCGAGACCAACGACGACCACGAGGCGGCUCACUACGGCGGCAGUGGCGCCGCCGGCUACGCACCUCCGGAGGCGCCGGCGCCCGGCGUUUCGGCGCUGCCUCCCCAGCUCAGCAUGCCCUACGACGAGGGGGGCUUUGACGCGUCGUUCGACGACGAUGAGCUGCAGCCCCCGCACAUGCCGGCGGCGGGCGGCGGCGAGGAUUCGGCCGAUGAGUUCGAGACCGACAGCCUUCGACACUGGGGCGAGGGCAUUGAGCGGUCGCGUGCCAGCGCGGCCAACUUCAAGAACCCCAAGGGCAUCCUCAAGAAGACGACGUCGUUUGACCAGCUGCCAGGGUUUGAGCGUCCGUUUGCCGGGCGGGUCCGCGCCAACUCGUACGAUGCGCCGCAGCCGGCGUCCAACGGCCUGGCCCUGACCAGCAGCACGCCGUCGAUGACGCAGAUCUCGACCGACGGCGGCGAGCGGCUCGACGGCGUGGCGCGCAUCGACUCGCCCCACUCUUCGCGCCCCGGGUCGAGGUCCGGCGACGACCCGUCGGCGAGCGCGCGCAACACGCCCCGGUCCGCCUCGCCGCACGGCGGACCGCCGCCCGCCGCCGUCCUGGGCCACCACUCGAACUCGUCGAUGCCCACGCUCUCGCUCAUGAUGGACGGCGGCGAAGCUGCGCAGGCGCUGACGCCGCGCUCCGUCACGGGCCCUCCGCAGGCCAAGAAGAAGCUCGUGUUCGCCGACGAGCACAUCUACCACUCGACCUGGCCGGCGCACGUCUACGACCGCCGCGGCGAGCUGGCCACGUGCAACCGGCUCACGCCCGUCCUGGCGCAGCGCAUCAAGGAGGAGCUCAACUCGUACAAGAUGGAGGAGAUGGCCGUCGCCGCCUCGAGCCGCAUCUACACCCACUUCUUCGUCUAG
This is a messenger RNA of Pseudozyma flocculosa PF-1, 3279 nucleotides long. RefSeq lists its product as uncharacterized. The record is from RefSeq and is a predicted model, not a curated record. The transcript is spliced from 3 exons. Gene Ontology annotation, biological process: actin cytoskeleton organization. Lineage: Eukaryota; Fungi; Basidiomycota; Ustilaginomycetes; Ustilaginales; Ustilaginaceae. Bases 1 to 3279 code for a protein of 1092 amino acids. Gene Ontology annotation, molecular function: actin binding.